AUGAACCUAUUAGACACAAAUUUAGCUAUUAUCAGAAGUAAUGAUCAAGAAAGAAAAGAAAUUCAGUAUGAAGAUCGACAAAGACAUGAUAUAAAUGAUAUUGUUUUUGAUAAUAUGGUGAAUCUAAUUGGUAAAGUAGCUGAGGAACAUCUUGCUUGGAGUGGAGACGAAAAACCUAGUGAAUGUACCAAAUGUGAUAAUUGUCAAUAUCAUAUUAAAGAUAAACCAACUAUUAGAAAUAUAACACCUGAUAUUGAAGAACUAUUACAUGUCAUAGAGAUCUUAACAACAACUUAUGAUCGCCAAAUCAUACCUGCUGAUGUUAUAGGAGUAUUUAAAAAGUCAAAUACGGCUAGAAUAAGAAAAUUUAGAUAUCAACAGUUAGAAGAAUUUUAUGAUCAACAAGAUAUUAAAAAAUCAAGCAAGCUAAAGCUACUAAGUACCGCCGAGCUUGCAGAAUUUGCACUCCAAGACUUGGUUAGAAGAGGCUUAGUUUUGCAAGAUAUUAUAUUAUCAAGACCACAUGAAACAGGGUAUAUGUCAUGCACUUUAGUUAUUGAAGGGCUUUCAGACAGUGCCAAAGAAAUAGUAAAAGCGCAAGAAUGGAA
Molecule: messenger RNA, 608 nt
Organism: Dentiscutata erythropus
Lineage: Eukaryota; Fungi; Glomeromycota; Glomeromycetes; Diversisporales; Gigasporaceae
Source: the annotation of a GenBank genome assembly